Messenger RNA from Carassius carassius (crucian carp), 2575 nucleotides. RefSeq names its product ectodysplasin A2 receptor (gene eda2r). The record is from RefSeq and is a predicted model, not a curated record. NCBI's taxonomy places the organism in Eukaryota, Metazoa, Chordata, Actinopteri, Cypriniformes, Cyprinidae. Gene Ontology annotation, biological process: positive regulation of JNK cascade; positive regulation of canonical NF-kappaB signal transduction. Gene Ontology annotation, molecular function: protein binding; signaling receptor activity. Gene Ontology annotation, cellular component: plasma membrane.
GCCAUGCCUGCGCGUCCCCGCGCGUAAAUAUACUCAACUGGCCAGAUGUGCCAGUCAACUUCAACCCCAAGCUAAACUGAACCGAAUUUAACCAAAGCCACAGGAGACAGUUACUUUAAUAGGACAGAGAAUUAAGUGACUGCCGAGAUUGUCCCUUGCGCAAUAUAUGGAAUGGAUUGCUCGAUGGACGAGUAUUACCACACCGGUCAAUGCCACAAAUGCCCACAAUGUCCACCUGGCCAAGAGCUCAAAGAGGACUGUGGUUAUGGUGCAGGCGUGUCAGCUGUGUGUGGCGUAUGUGACGUUCGGUGGUUAAAGGAAGACUGGGGCUCUCACCCUUGUGCACUGUGCCAGAACUGCCGGAGACUCAAUAGACACCAAAUCAAGCGCUGCACACACACAGACAACACAGUGUGUGGAAACUGCCUCCCUGGUUUCUACACCAAAAUGCGACUGGAUGGACUAGAAGAUUUAGAAUGCCUUCCAUGUGGCCCAGUCCCCUUCAGAAACAUACAGUGUAACCGAGGAGAAGUGACUGGUGCGACAAAAGUCCAGACCUCAGCACCUCCCAUCCAAAAUGUAUCUUCCAAAGUUACCGCUUGUGCCGCAACAGCUGUAUUAACAACCGUCCUAUUUGCUAUUGUGUGUAUCACCUACCAGACACCUUCACUCAGGAAGACAUGCAAAUGUUGUUUAUCACCUGUCAGUAACAGUCACCAAGACAGUGACACAGCUUUGGUUCCCUUAAUAACCUUACACACAGUGAUGCAGAAUGCAGAAGUGGACACAUCAAAUCCUUGCCUGCUAUUGAAGGAUCCCUGCACUCUUGAUGACAUCACCACCACCACGACGUCUGAUCUUGGCCUGAAUGGGUGUGAGGUUCUUCCUCUGGUGCGAAGCUUGGCCUGCACUGAUCCUGCAACAGGAGUCAUCAUGCAGGCAACAGAAACACCUGAAGGUUCUUCUUCAGACUCUGCCCUUUCCAGACAGCAUGUCAUUCUCACUCUUGUAGGAGGACAGUAUACAGUGAGGCCCUGCUGUGCCGUAGAGCAGCGGACAGCCUGGGGGCUUCAUGCUCCGGAAAAGUGCACUGAACUGGACCUUCAGCAUCUCUCCAAUGCCCCAGAGCUCCAGACAUUAGGACCUUCAUAGCCAGAAAUAUCCCAUAGUGCCCCCAGGCCUGAUGCUGCAGGACCUGGAGAGUAGAACGCAAGAGGGGAAUGUGGAAAAGGAGAUUGUUAACGUGAAGAGAGAUCACAGAAGCAAACGUAUGAUCAUGGUAAUGAGUUACUUAAGGACACAACAUACACACUCAGUACAAACUAUUAAGUGAAGCAAGUGUGUUACUGCUGUUUGGCAUUUCUGCAAUGUGAGAAACAGGUUUUUAUGAGCACAAAAGGGCAUUAACAGGACAGAGGCAGAGAGUUUCCAUUUUUUCAGUUAUGACACUUCACACAUUUGGUAGAGUACAUGAUUCAUUGACCUGCUGCUGCUACUCCACUUUGGAAAUACAAGUCGACUAAUCAAAAUGUAGUCAUUUUAAUGUUACGGUUUAAAAUCAAUACAUUAUUUUGAAAAGUGGGUAACUGGAAUGGAAAACAAAUUCAUUUAAUUUCACCUCAAACCUUACAAGUGCUGCUUUUAAAAUCAUAAAAAUAAUUUAUUCAGUGAAAGUAUAACAGCUGGAAAGACAUGAGGGUGAAUAAAUGGUGUGAAAUUAUUUUCUGGGAACCGCACAGUAAAUGUAGUUCCAGGAAGUGCUUGACCACAUUACAUGUCCAUAUCACUUCCUCAAAUGAUUUCAAUUAUUCCAAAAGUCCUGACUUACAACAGCAAGAAUGAUAACACACCAAAUUAUUUAGUUUUAUUAUAUAAAACCCCCAAAUUAUUUCCACAUUUUUGUCAAAUUGGGCACGACAUGGGGACUGAUUCUGGCAAUGUUAAGUCCACAUCCCGGGUUCAUUCCUGGGAUCAAUCCUGGGACGCGUUUGUGUUCAAACAGAAGGCACAUUGGCAAUUUUCCAAAAUUAGCAUACUGUGUGAAUGGGGCUUCAGUUCAGAUUUCCCACUUUAUCUUUUUAUUUUACAGCAGUGCAACAGUUGAGCUAAACUAUUUCGGCAAUGUGAUAAAGGACCUGUGCUCCUGUUUAAUUUUAUACACACACAGAAUAUUCCAAGAUUCAGUAUUUUGGCAGAAUAUUACAGUAUUUAUCCAAUAACUCGGUUACACAAAUUCAAGUAGGCUACAUAACCUUUUACGUAUACAGUAAAUUAACUGCACAGAGGACAUGAUGUUUUCAAUAUUCCUAAAAACAUAAUUUAACCUUAUUACAACCAGCGUGUGUAAACCUGUCUUAAAACACACGUAUUACAGUUCUUUGAAGAAGACUGCAGUUAGUUGCCUGAGGAGCGAGCACUAUUGUCAAUAAAAGUGUUAUUUGUGUGCGCUGGCGCCAGCACUUUAGUCAGCAGGUGUGUCAGUGAAUACACAAAGAUGUUUUUGAGGUGGUUUGGUGGACAGAUGCAGGUGGGAUGACACAAAAACUGUACAGUUAUACAAUAUUGCAUAGGAUAU